AUGGCGUUCGCGCUGCUGCGCCCCGUCGGCGCGCACGUGCUGUACCCGGACGUGCGGCUGCUGAGCGAGGAUGAGGAGAACCGCAGCGAGAGCGACGCGUCGGACCAGUCGUUCGGCUGCUGCGAGGGCCUGGAGGCGGCGCGGCGCGGCCCGGGCCCCGGGGGCGGGCGGCGGGCGGGCGGCGGCCCGGGCCCCGUGGUGGUGGUGCGACAGCGGCAGGCGGCCAACGCGCGGGAGCGGGACCGCACGCAGAGCGUGAACACGGCCUUCGUCGCGCUGCGCACGCUCAUCCCCACCGAGCCGGUGGACCGAAAGCUGUCUAAGAUCGAGACACUGCGCCUUGCGUCCAGCUACAUCGCACACCUCGCCAACGUGCUGCUGCUGGGCGACGCGGCCGACGACGGGCAGCCGUGCUUCCGUGCGGCCGGCAGUGCCAAGAGCGCCGUCCCCGCCGCCGCUGCCGCCGACGGCGGCCGCCAGCCGCGCUCCAUCUGCACCUUCUGCCUCAGCAACCAGCGCAAGGGGGGUGGCCGUCGUGACCUGGGGGGCAGCUGCUUGAAGGUGAGGGGGGUGGCCCCCCUUCGAGGGCCACGGAGAUGA
Molecule: messenger RNA, 600 nt
Organism: Propithecus coquereli (Coquerel's sifaka)
Lineage: Eukaryota; Metazoa; Chordata; Mammalia; Primates; Indriidae
Gene: TCF15
Product: transcription factor 15 (basic helix-loop-helix)
Exons: 2
Coding region: 1-600 (199 amino acids)
Biological process (GO): regulation of transcription by RNA polymerase II; developmental process
Molecular function (GO): protein dimerization activity; RNA polymerase II transcription regulatory region sequence-specific DNA binding; DNA-binding transcription factor activity, RNA polymerase II-specific
Source: RefSeq, a predicted model, not a curated record